AUGUCUUCCUCUACAGAUAAAGAAUGGCUUAAGAGAUGCCGAAACGAGCAUAUGCCGUUUCCCCCGUUUGAUAGGUACAUAUAUCUACUACACGAACACGUCGUGAAAAAGAGACUUAUCCCUGGCGAGUUGGGCUAUGAUGGCUACGAGCCUGAGUUCUCCACUAUCUCCUUACGGGACGAAAACGAGGUGCGCACUCUAGAGCUCGUUCGCCAAUACACGAACAUACCGGUGCCAAAACUCAUACAUCAAGGCGAUGGAUUCAAUGUCUUUGAAAGGAUCCCUGGCAUUACAGUGAAUGAGAGUCCAACAUGGGAUAAAGUUUCCCCCCGUCAACGAGAGGCGAUUAAGCUUCAAGUGCAGAGUUAUAUCAAGGAGCUGGCAAAGGUUCCCAACCCCUCUGCAGGGGUUCGGUCGCUGAGCGUUUCAGGCGAGAUCAUCCACCUUCAACUUCCUCACCGCGGACCUUUCGAGUCUACGAAGGCUUUUCUCAGAGCAUACGAGGACGAGCAUGUGCCAUUUAUUCACCAGAUCAACCCACUCAGCAAGCCGGUGUUAUCGCAUCUGGAUUGGGACCUUUCAAACAUUGUGCUGCAUCCGAACUUGGAUGCCGUAGCGGGUGUGAUUGACUGGGAAAGAGCAGCAUUUUUCCCAGAAGGUGGGAGAAGUAUUCACCGGAUGUGUCACCAAUGGGAAGGCUGGGAGACGCUCUUCGAUGGGAUUGAAUUCCCACUUGAACAAUAA
This is a messenger RNA of Histoplasma capsulatum G186AR, 744 nucleotides long. RefSeq lists its product as uncharacterized. NCBI's taxonomy places the organism in Eukaryota, Fungi, Ascomycota, Eurotiomycetes, Onygenales, Ajellomycetaceae. The coding region runs from base 1 to 744 and encodes 247 amino acids. The transcript has 2 exons. The record is from RefSeq and is a predicted model, not a curated record.